This is a messenger RNA of Cicer arietinum (chickpea), 1071 nucleotides long. RefSeq names its product importin subunit alpha-4-like. The record is from RefSeq and is a predicted model, not a curated record. Gene Ontology annotation, biological process: protein import into nucleus. Lineage: Eukaryota; Viridiplantae; Streptophyta; Magnoliopsida; Fabales; Fabaceae. Gene Ontology annotation, cellular component: cytoplasm. Gene Ontology annotation, molecular function: nuclear import signal receptor activity; protein binding.
AUGAGUGUCUUAUAUAUUGAACAGGCAGCAUGGGUUUUAGGUAAUAUUUCAAUGGAUUCCUUGGCUGCAAGGGAUCUUAUUCUUGAUCACGGUGGACUCAUACCAUUAGCGUCUCUGUUGUCUAGUCCACAAAUUUCAGAUGUCUUCACCAUUGUUCCAUGGACCUUGGCUAACUUGUGUCGUAAACCUUCUCCACCUUUUCAAAAGAUAAAGCCUUUAUUACCUGUCCUUAUAGACCUCAUCGUGAUGCCUGAUGAAAAGGUUGUAAGAGAUGCAUGUUGUGCUCUGUCUUGCCUUAGUGAAGGCUCUGAUGAGAUGAUCGAAGCUAUCAUCAAAGCAGGUUUUAUCCCAAGACUUGUGGCACUACUGAUGCAUCAAUCAGCAGAAUAUGCUGAGCCAGCUCUUCGUACAAUUGGAAAUAUUGUUUGCGGUAGCACGGCACAGGCUCAGGCUGUGAUAGACAAUAGAGUUCUCCAUUGUUUUUACCUACUUCUUACAGCAGUAUGUCAUGAUACAACAAUGAUAUCAGAAAUAUGUUGGAUAAUUUCAAAUAUCACAACUGAUACUACAACUCAAUUAGAGGCUGUAAUUGACGCGGAUCUUAUUCGUCCUCUUGUUCGUCUUACAAGGGCUGAAUUUCCCAUCAAGAAGGAGGCUGCUUGGGCUAUAUCCAAUGCCUGUAUGCUCGGAACUACUGAACAGAUUCAGAUGUUGGUGAAUUCAGAUUGCAUUAUAGCACUAUGUGAUCUCUUGUCCUGUUCUGAUCUAGAGGUUGUGGUAUUUUGUCUGGAGGCACUAGAAAACAUUUUAAGUGUUGCUGAAUUGGAAGAGUACUAUCUAGUCAUUGAUGGACCCAAUUUGCAUGCUCAAUUGAUGCAUCAAUGUGGAGGAUGGGAUAAGAUUCUAAAUUUGCUCACCAAUGGAAACCUUCAAAUUUUUGAGAGAUCUACUCAGAUGUUACUCAGAUUUUGGAGUGAGGAUUUUGAUGUGUUCUGUCAGAAUAGUCGUCAUUACAGAUCUUUUUCUUUUGGAACCAAAGUUCCAUUUGCUUUCAUAAUUUCUCCUAACUAA